ACGCCACGCUACCUUGCCUCCCAUCUAAGCGAAAAGGAAACUCUCUCUAUUUCUAACGAUAAAAUCACUCAUUUCUUUGAUUCAUUUCUACUCUGCAACAACAACAAAAAGCUCAUCACUCCUUUCUCUCUUUCUGAAUCUAUCUCUGUUUCUAGGUUUAGGGUUUAUUUUUUGUGUUAGUGCAGUGUAGAUGGGGCAGCAAUCGUUGAUCUACAGCUUCGUGGCGAGAGGGACGGUGAUUUUGGCCGAGUUUACGGAGUUCACCGGAAACUUCACUAGCAUAGCCGCUCAGUGUCUCCAGAAACUUCCAGCCACCAACAAUAAGUUCACCUACAAUUGCGAUGGCCACACCUUCAACUACCUCGUUGACAACGGAUUUACUUAUUGUGUAGUUGCUGUCGAGUCUGUUGGACGGCAGGUUCCAAUCGCAUUCCUUGAGCGAAUCAAGGAAGAUUUUACCAAGAAAUAUGCUGGAGGAAAAGCUGCAACAGCAGUUGCUAAUGGCCUGAACAAGGAAUUUGGGCCCAAAUUGAAGGAGCAUAUGCAGUACUGUGUGGAUCACCCUGAGGAGGUCAGCAAGCUUGCUAAAGUGAAAGCUCAGGUUUCAGAAGUCAAAGGAGUCAUGAUGGAAAACAUAGAGAAGGUUCUUGACCGUGGAGAGAAAAUUGAGCUUCUGGUUGACAAAACUGAAAAUCUUCGCUCUCAGGCACAAGACUUCAGACAGCAAGGAACCAAGAUGAGGAGGAAGAUGUGGUUGCAGAACAUGAAGAUUAAGCUGAUAGUGCUGGGUAUUCUGAUUGCAUUGAUUCUCAUCAUAGUCUUGUCUGUUUGCCAUGGCUUCAAGUGUUAGUUUCGCCUAUACUUUUUUGGGUUACCACUUUUUGCUAUAGUCGAUAUCGGAAGACAAUGCUUGUAUAGUUUGUGUUUUUGAAUUCUUUUGACACUAGUUUCUCCAUGUGUUGAAGUUUGUCAUUCCUUGUUAUGAUUUUGUUGCGCUCAUGUUUUGAUUUAUGAAUAUCAUAGUUCAAUAGAGUUCAAGAAAUUAGCGGGCA
Molecule: messenger RNA, 1052 nt
Organism: Jatropha curcas
Lineage: Eukaryota; Viridiplantae; Streptophyta; Magnoliopsida; Malpighiales; Euphorbiaceae
Product: putative vesicle-associated membrane protein 726
Biological process (GO): vesicle-mediated transport
Cellular component (GO): membrane
Source: RefSeq, a predicted model, not a curated record